CUCCAGCCAAAAAAAGUUUCAAUCUUUGCUCUUAUCAAUGGCGAAAUCCCUCUCAGCCUUCUUCUUCUUUUCCUUCUCCUUCCGCUCAAAACCCACAAUCCCACCUCCCUUCUCAACAAUGGCAACUCUCACGCACACGCCAAUAGUCCCCAACUUCUUCACCAGAAGCCGACCCGUUUUAUCAACCCGCUUCUCCUCCAAAACCCCUUACCCUCUCCAAUACGACAUGAUCAUCAGCCGCCCGACCCAAUCCUCCGUGAACCCACGUCGCCGCCGGCAGGUACAACAUCCCACUCGAGCCGCCGCCGAAGACGACCCAGGCUCCGCUCCGAGUCCCGACCCGGAAUCGGGAUUCGACGACUGGGUCGAUCAGAAGCUGUCGUCGGAGAUGGACAAGUCGAAGAGGAAGUAUUACAGUAAGAGGAUGAAGAGGAUGUACGGCACGGAUUCCGACGAGGAGGCGAGUAGAAAAGCCGAUGAGGAAGGUUUCGUGGAGUUGAAGCCCGAGGUGGUGGAGUUUCAUCGGUUGCACAAGAGAGAAGAGGAGCUAUACUUCUUCGACGCGAUGGCUUAUCCGUGGGAGAAGGAUAAGCAUUACAAGAUGGUUUAUCAGUUGGAGAAGAAGUAUUUUCCUGAUCAGUGCCUCGACAAGGCUUUUAUGGAUCCCAAGGACUCGAAAACAAGCAGUAAGAGUAAGAAGGGAAGAGUAAAGAGUGAUGUGUCAGCAGCCAUUGGAGCAGGUGAAGGAGGAGAUGAAAAGUUAGUGUUUUUUGAGGAGGGGAAGAAAGGAGAAUUUUGGAGUGGUUCAGCUGGGGAUGUGGUGAAUGAGAAUGUUACGCACAAGACAGUGGCUGAUUUCUUCAAGGUGUUGAAGAAGGGUUCUGGGAGUAAUGAGGGGGAAGUUGGGAAAGCAGAGCCGUUUCUUGCUAGUAGGAGCAAUGGGCUUCCUCCCACCUGGGAUGGUCCUUAUGGCACUGUGGUUUUGGUUAACAAGCCGAAAGGGUGGACUUCAUUUACAGUAUGUGGGAAGCUCCGUCGACUGGUCAAAGUGAAAAAGGUUGGGCAUGCUGGAACUCUUGAUCCAAUGGCAACUGGUUUGUUGAUUGUAUGCGUUGGCAAAGCGACUAAAGUAGUGGAUAGCUACCAAGGUAUGGUCAAGGGUUAUAGUGGAGUUUUUCGCCUUGGGGAAGCUACUUCAACCUGGGAUGCUGAUUCUCCCGUUAUUCAGCGUGAGCCUUGGGAGCACAUCAAAGACAACGACAUUAAGAAAACUGCUGCUUCGUUUGUUGGGGAGAUAUGGCAAGUUCCUCCAAUGUUCUCAGCCAUCAAAGUAGGAGGGGAAAAGAUGUAUGAUAAAGCCAGAAGAGGAGAAAGUGUCGAGCUUGCACCAAGAAGAAUCUCAAUCUUCCAGUUUGACAUUGAAAGGAGCCUAGAGGACAGGUUUCUGAAAUCUUACUUGGAACCUUAAAUGAAUAUCAAUGCUAUCUUAACUUCAAUUCAUUUUGCCAAGUUCACAAUUUCAAUAAAUCAAUACCUCAGCUGGUAUUAUUACUGUUCUCCAUGCAAUUCUUCUAGGGCUUGAGUCUGAACUGAGCGAGUGAUGUCUGGCUCUUGCAGACAAAAUCUGAUUUUCAGGGUGACGUGCUCGAAAGGGACAUACAUUCGAUCAUUAUGUGCAGACUUAGGGAAGGCUCUUGGCAGUUGUGCUCACUUAACUGCUCUUCGAAGAGAUUCAAUAGGAGAAUAUGCAGCAGAUGAUGCAUGGGAAUUUAAGGAGCUGGAGGAUGCAAUCGUCAAAUCCUAUUUCUAACUGCACCUUUGAGUACUUCUGGCCCUCAGUCAUUAACAUCAUGAAGACUGCCACCUGCCAAACUAUCCUCCGAAUUCUUAUACUCGAAUAAGUUUUCCAAGUACACAGGCAGCCAGAAUGAGUGAUAAUUUUUGUGAUCUGUAAUCUGUAAAUUGUAGCUGAAAUUUUGUACCAUUUUCUUUCCUCUUUUUAAUUUAUAGGUCCAUUUGUAUGCAUAAUUUGCAAUAUGUAUACAUUUCCCAUUUCAUGAAUUGUCUGCACAAUGCCAUUAGCAUUAGGAAUCGGAGUAUUGUCUGCUCAACUUGGAUUGUCUGUUCAACUUUAGCCAUUACCUGCAGCAUGGUAUUGAAGUAAACUAUUGGACCAUUGGAGGCACUAUUGACCGUU
This is a messenger RNA of Linum tenue, 2197 nucleotides long. The record is from the annotation of a GenBank genome assembly. Lineage: Eukaryota; Viridiplantae; Streptophyta; Magnoliopsida; Malpighiales; Linaceae.